UCCCGGCUGCGCGCUUAUCAUGGGGACUCCAUGACCUCGCUGGGCACCAAACCGGACUCAAGCUCUGCCAUCUACCGGGGUGGAUUCAGGUCUGCUCCAUGUGUCUUCUCAUUCCUGGACUGAGGCUGAAGGAGCCACCCUGAGUUAGACAUGCUCUUCUCAUGGAAGAAAGUGCAGGAGAAAGAAGCUGCACACAAAUUGGAUUUAAAGUUCUGCUGGGAUGUAUUGGAAUUCCUGUGUGCUCACAUUCCAUUAGACAAAGAGAAUUAUGAGCAGAUGAAAGCACUAGUAAAUCAACUCCAUGAACGAAUGCAGCACAUAAAACUAGGAGGUGGUGAGAAAGCCCGAGCGCGGCAUAUAUCAAGAGGAAAACUGUUACCCAGAGAAAGAAUUGACAAUCUUAUAGACCCUGGGUCUCCAUUUCUAGAAUUAUCUCAAUUUGCAGGUUAUCAGUUAUAUGACAAUGAGGAGGUCCCUGCAGGUGGCAUUAUUACAGGCAUUGGAAGAGUAUCAGGAGUAGAAUGUAUGAUUAUUGCCAAUGAUGCCACUGUCAAAGGAGGCACCUACUACCCAGUGACGGUGAAAAAACAUUUACGGGCACAAGAAAUUGCAAUGCAGAACAGGCUCCCCUGCAUCUACUUGGUUGAUUCAGGAGGGGCAAAUUUACCUCUACAAGCGGAUGUAUUUCCAGAUCGAGAUCACUUUGGCCGUAUAUUCUAUAAUCAGGCAAAUAUGUCUUCUAAAAAUAUUACACAGAUAGCAGUGGUCAUGGGCUCUUGUACAGCAGGAGGUGCUUAUGUGCCUGCAAUGGCGGAUGAAAACAUCAUUGUGCGCAAGCAGGGUACCAUCUUCUUGGGAGGACCCCCCUUGGUUAAAGCGGCAACUGGAGAAGAGGUGUCCCCUGAGGAUCUUGGAGGUGCUGAUCUUCAUUGCAGAAAGUCUGGAGUAGCUGACCACUAUGCUUUGGACGAUCAUCACGCCCUUCACUUAACUAGGAAGAUCGCGAAGAGUCUCAAUUAUCAGAAGAAAUUGGAUGUUACCAUUGAACCUCCUGAAGAUCCUUUAUUUCCUGCUGAUGAAUUGUAUGGACUAGUUGGUGCCAACCUUAAGAGGACCUUUGAUAUUCGAGAGGUCAUUGCUAGAAUCGUGGAUGGAAGCAGAUUCAAUGAAUUCAAAGCCUUAUAUGGAGACACAUUAGUUACAGGAUUUGCUCGAAUAUUUGGAUACCCAGUAGGUAUCAUUGGAAACAAUGGAGUUCUCUUUUCUGAGUCUGCAAAAAAGGGUGCUCACUUCAUACAGUUAUGCUGCCAAAGAAAUACUCCUCUACUGUUCCUUCAAAACAUUACUGGAUUUAUGGUUGGUAGAGACUAUGAAGCUGAAGGAAUCACCAAAGAUGGUGCCAAGAUGGUGACUGCUGUGGCCUGUGCCCAAGUGCCUAAGAUAACCGUCAUCAUUGGGGGAUCCUAUGGGGCUGGAAACUAUGGGAUGUGUGGCAGAGCAUUCAGCCCAAGGUUUCUCUACCUCUGGCCAAAUGCACGUAUCUCAGUGAUGGGCGGAGAGCAGGCAGCCAAUGUGUUAGCCACAGUAGUAAAGGAGCAAAAAGCACGAGAAGGAAAACAGUUCUCCAGUGCUGAAGAAGCAGCUUUAAAAGAGCCCAUCAUUAAGAGGUUCGAAGAGGAAGGAAACCCUUACUAUUCCAGUGCAAGGGUGUGGGAUGAUGGAAUUAUUGAUCCAGUGGACACCAGACUGGUCCUGGGUCUCAGUAUUAGUGUAGCCCUCAACGCACCAAUACCGAAGACUGACUUUGGCGUCAUGAGGAUGUAAUGGAUUAUAAAAUGUUUUCCGUUGGACAUGUACCAAAAAUUAAUGUAUGUGGUAGCCUUAAAAUUUUAAACUUUUUGAACAUGUAGCUAUUACAGUAAAUUUUCUUUAACAUAAUGCAUUGUACUUUUCUACCUUAAAAAAAUCAGUGAGGGUAUUUAUUUAAUGAACAUUAAUUCCUUUUAUAUUUUUUUUUAGAGAAAUUUCUCUGUGGUUCAGUUUUACUACACAUAAAAUGAAGAUAAUAAUUCACAGUUAUCCUUUCUAACCUACAAGCAGUGUGAAAAGUUCUAUAUUCUAUAAAUUCCAGAUAUUACUGAGAUUAUUAAAAUAAAAUUGUAUUUUCAC
Messenger RNA from Lemur catta (Ring-tailed lemur), 2169 nucleotides. RefSeq names its product methylcrotonyl-CoA carboxylase subunit 2 (gene MCCC2). Gene Ontology annotation, cellular component: methylcrotonoyl-CoA carboxylase complex; mitochondrion. Gene Ontology annotation, molecular function: methylcrotonoyl-CoA carboxylase activity. The record is from RefSeq and is a predicted model, not a curated record. The transcript has 18 exons. The coding region runs from base 151 to 1824 and encodes 557 amino acids. Lineage: Eukaryota; Metazoa; Chordata; Mammalia; Primates; Lemuridae. Gene Ontology annotation, biological process: L-leucine catabolic process.